UCAAACUUGACGCGCUCCGUUUUAAGUGGCAGAAAGCAACACGUAACUAACGUCGGAUAACCUCACACCGCCUCGGUAUUGUCUGGUGUGAGGAGAAGAGUCUGCUAUGGCCGCCUUUAGCUCGCCCUCUGGGGUUUAAAACAGACGUUUAUUGGGGAGAGGGGGACGGGGGAUGACGAAGGUUUUUUUUUUUUUUGACGGAGCGUCAAGUUUACAUGUUGACUUGAGACGGAAUAUCCGAGUCACAUAGACUCGACUGCGUUUCCUCCUCCGCAGGUAAAAGACUCCCUUUUUAUUUAUUUAUUUUUAUUUUAGUGGACAUCUUCCUUCUUCAUCUGUAAUAGUGCGCGCGGAGCCGCGAGUCGGCUCAACGGCUGUUUAGGGAGAGUAACGGUCCAACGGUUAAGCCCCUUUAUAAGCUUCUUUUCGUUAGCCCUGGUGUGUGUGUGUGUGUGUGUGUGUGUGUUUGUUUGCGUGUGUGUGUGUGUGUGUGUUAAAACGGACUCUGUCCUCCUUGUGUUGCGCAAACAAACAAACAAACAAACAAAACAAACAAACAAGACGGGAUGGAUACUUCCGGUUUCCGCACCGGGAGCCUCGACAGCCUCCACCACCCGAGUGACGUCGACGAUGACGACGAGAUGGUGGACAUCGCGGGCGCCACGCUGGACUUCUCCCACACGGACGACGACCCCCCCCUCGGCUCAGGUGAUUACGAGGAGCGCGGCGGCAGCAGAGCCGCCGGUAUGAACGGCAACGGCCCCAACAAGAUGGUGGACCCGCUGGAGGACCCGCUGCCCGGCUUGGGCACCUACGAAGACUUCAACACCAUCGACUGGGUGAGGGAGAAGAGCAAGGACCGAGACCGGCACAGAGAGAUCACCAACAAGAGCAAAGAGUCCACGGUGGCUCUGCUGCACAGCGUCAGCGACGCCUUCUCCGGGUGGCUGCUCAUGCUCCUCGUGGGACUCAUGGCAGGUGCGCUCGCCGGCGGCAUCGACAUCGCGGCCCACUGGCUCACGGACUUGAAGGAGGGCCUCUGCCUCGUGGGCUUCUGGUUCAACCACGAGCACUGCUGCUGGACCUCCAACGAGACCACGUUCCAGGAGCGGGACCGCUGUCCUCAGUGGCAGAGCUGGGCGGAGCUCAUCACGGGCACGUCAGAGGGCGCGUUCGCCUACAUCGUGAACUACCUGAUGUACAUCGUCUGGGCUCUGCUCUUCGCCCUGCUGGCCGUGGCGCUGGUCAGGGCCUUCGCGCCGUACGCCUGCGGGUCGGGAAUACCGGAGAUCAAAACCAUCCUCAGCGGGUUCAUCAUCCGCGGCUACCUGGGCAAGUGGACCCUGAUCAUCAAGACCAUCACCCUGGUCCUGGCCGUGUCCUCGGGCCUCAGCCUGGGGAAGGAGGGCCCGCUGGUCCACGUGGCGUGCUGCUGCGCCAACAUCCUGUGUCACCUGUUCACCAAGUACCGCAAGAACGAGGCCAAGCGGCGAGAGGUGUUGUCGGCGGCGGCGGCGGUGGGCGUGUCCGUGGCCUUCGGCGCUCCCAUUGGAGGAGUCCUGUUCAGCCUGGAGGAGGUGAGUUAUUACUUCCCCCUGAAGACGCUGUGGCGCUCGUUCUUCGCCGCCCUGGUGGCGGCCUUCACCCUGCACUCCAUCAACCCGUUCGGGAACAGCCGUCUGGUGCUGUUCUACGUGGAGUUCCACGCCCCGUGGCACCUGGUGGAGCUGGUCCCCUUCAUCCUGCUGGGCAUAUUCGGAGGCCUCUGGGGGGCGCUGUUCAUCAGGGCCAACAUCGCCUGGUGCAGGAGACGUAAAUCCACUCGUCUGGGUCACUACCCCGUCAUGGAGGUGCUGGUGGUCACCGCCCUCACCGCCGUGCUCGCCUACCCGAACAGCUACACCAGGAUGAGCGGCGCCGAGCUCAUCGCCGAGCUGUUCAACGACUGCUCGCUGCUCGACUCCUCGCAGCUCUGCGGCUACAAACCGCCGACCAACACCUCAAAAACAGGAGUAGGCAACAGCCUGGCGGACCGGCCUGCAGGUGAAGGCCUGUACACCGCUCUGUGGCAGCUCGCCCUGGCUCUGGUCUUCAAGAUGAUGAUCACCGUGAUUACAUUCGGCAUGAAGGUUCCCUCCGGCCUCUUCAUCCCCAGCAUGGCGGUCGGUGCCAUCGCCGGCCGGCUGCUGGGCGUCGGCAUGGAGCAGCUGGCCUACUACAACCACGACUCGUUCAUCUUCAAAGGGUGGUGCUCGCCGGGAGCGGACUGCAUCACGCCGGGGCUCUACGCCAUGGUCGGCGCCGCCUCGUGUUUAGGUGGGGUGACCCGCAUGACGGUGUCGCUGGUGGUCAUCAUGUUCGAGCUGACCGGCGGCCUGGAGUACAUCGUCCCCCUCAUGGCCGCCACCAUGACCAGCAAAUGGGUGGCAGAUGCGCUCGGGAGAGAGGGAAUCUACGAGGCUCACAUCCGGCUGAACGGAUACCCCUUCCUGGAGCCCAAAGAGGAGUUCGGGCACAGCAGCCUGACGGUGGACGUGAUGCGGCCCAGGAGGUCGGACCCGGCGCUCGCGGUGCUCACGCAGGAGGGCAUGACGGUCGGGGAGGUGGAGGCUUUGGUGGAAAGCACUCGCUACAGCGGCUUCCCCGUGGUCGUCUCCCAGGAGUCCCAGAGGCUGGUGGGCUUCGUGCUCCGGAGAGACCUGCUCAUAUCUAUAGACAACGCCCGUAAGCGGCAGGAGGGCGUGGUCAGCGCGUCCCAGGUGGUCUUCACCGAGCACGCUCCGGCUCAGGCCGACGACGGCCCGCCGCCGCUCCGCCUCCGCGGCAUCGUGGACCUGAGCCCCUUCACGGUCACGGACCACACGCCCAUGGACAUCACCGUGGACAUCUUCAGGAAGCUGGGGCUCCGUCAAUGUCUGGUUACGCACAACGGGAGGCUUCUGGGAAUCAUCACUAAAAAGGACAUACUGAAGCACAUGGCGCAGAUCGCCAACAGGGACCCCGACUCCAUCCUCUUUAACUGAACUCUCUCUCUCCUCCCUCUUCGUCAUCCCUCCGUCUCUCCUCCAGGAGAGAGAGAGAGAGAGAGAGAGGGAGGAGAGAGAGAGGAAGACACCACCUUGCACACUCGAAGAAAAAUGCACCUUUUACCUCUUUUUGAAAAAGGCCGUUGAGAGAACGCCAAGUAAGUCGAGCCCCAUUUGCACAGAGAACAAUGGCUCCUUUUUUUGUUUUUAUUUUUUUUGGGAAGAUGGAGGUGUUCCUUGGCUUUCUGUUUGUGGCUCUUCCUCACUGACACUGCUCGCCCCCAUUUAUCGUUCAACACAGAAGGAUUUAGUGUGUGUGUGUGUGUGUGUGGGGGGGGGGGGGGUUCUUCCUUUUUUGUGUCUCUCUCUUUUCUACAAAAAGAAGAAGAAGUGAGAAACGGUUAAAAGGAGGUGCGAACAGUUAAUCCUCGUGUCACACACACACUGACAGCAGGAGAAAUGAAGACGAAGAGGGUUUGUGGAGCUCCGUGCCGCGUCCCGCCCUCCGGCCGCCACGGCGAGCCCAGACAGAGCACUCUGAGCUGGGCUGAUGGAUGCUCGGACGCCUCCUCCCCCCUCAUGCAGCCUCGGGGGGGGGGGGGGGGGGGGGGCUAAGCAUACAGGUGUGUGAAGACCAUCUAACACACACACUUACACUCCAUAAAGACUUCAUGACAGCCUGGGAACUCCCCAGAAAUGUCCGUUUGUCUUCUUUCCUCCUCGUUGUGCAGACUCUGGUGAUUUGUAACAGGCGGCGAGAGACUCCGGUCCGGGGGCUCAGCGAUCGGUUAUAAUCCUCAAAUAAUCAUGCAUGCAUCAUGACAAUGCUGCAAAAAACCACAUCAUGCCUUAAUGAAGGGUGUGGGGGUGUUCCUGGGCUGCUGUGGAAGGGCUAAAAAAAUAAAAUUAUAUAUAUACACAAAAAGAGAAUCGUGACACGCAAGUUAAUUUAUGUAAAUGUGAAAAAUUGUUUGUCCCACUAAAUUAUUUCACUGACUUAAAAAUGUGUCUGUUUAUUUGUAUGAUAUUGAUCCUAAUUAUGUGUUUUUUUGUUUACAUUUCAUUUUGUUCGACGAAUAACAAAUUUAAUCUGU
Cyclopterus lumpus (lumpfish) is the source of this 4120-nucleotide messenger RNA. It is a transcript of the gene clcn5b, whose product is annotated as chloride channel, voltage-sensitive 5b. Bases 567 to 3023 code for a protein of 818 amino acids. The transcript is spliced from 16 exons. Lineage: Eukaryota; Metazoa; Chordata; Actinopteri; Perciformes; Cyclopteridae. Gene Ontology annotation, molecular function: voltage-gated chloride channel activity. Gene Ontology annotation, cellular component: synaptic vesicle; membrane; Golgi apparatus. The record is from RefSeq and is a predicted model, not a curated record. Gene Ontology annotation, biological process: chloride transport; transmembrane transport.